This is a messenger RNA of Pararge aegeria (speckled wood butterfly), 1090 nucleotides long. RefSeq names its product RNA pseudouridylate synthase domain-containing protein 1-like. The record is from RefSeq and is a predicted model, not a curated record. The coding region runs from base 266 to 1084 and encodes 272 amino acids. NCBI's taxonomy places the organism in Eukaryota, Metazoa, Arthropoda, Insecta, Lepidoptera, Nymphalidae. Gene Ontology annotation, biological process: pseudouridine synthesis. The transcript is spliced from 5 exons. Gene Ontology annotation, molecular function: pseudouridine synthase activity; RNA binding.
AAUAAGGAAUGUAAAAUCGCGUUAAAGUAAAAUAAACCGUAUAUCUGAGGGCAAAAUGCCUCUGGAGGAUAUAUUGAACGUGUAUUUUGAUAGAGCUCUACAGGUAGCGUUUCAUAAUCUCCUACUGCAUUUUUGUCCAAGGAUAACAUCUUUAAUUUCACUAAAAAUUGAAAAGGAAAAUCGAUUUCAAACAUUAAAAACUGAAAAGCUUUUGUAAUCUGAACGCAUUUAAAACUUUCGCGGCUUUGUUAAUGUAGUAAUCAAAAUGGCUGUCGAUAAAAUAUUUGAAAACGAAGAUUAUAUCAUUGUUAACAAACCGUACGAUAUGUACAUUAAUUCGGAUAAUGAAAAUGAAAAAAACACAGUAACGUGUCACAUUGCAUCACACGACUCCCACCUGUCCAGCUCAACAAACCCGCUGUACUUCGUGCAACGUCUCGACUACUCAACCAGUGGGAUACUUUGUAUAGCCAAAAAUAAGACUGCGGCGGCUCGUGCCGGCAAGCUUUUCGAGAAGAGGCUAACUAGGAAAUAUUAUUUGGCGAUCGUUCGGGGACAUAUUUUAGGAUUCGAGCUAGCCGAUAUACAUUAUGCUGUGGGCGUGGACCCUUCUCCGCAAAGCGCUCACAAGAUGUCACCCGUGAUAAGCUCUGCUAGUUUGAGUGGGGAGCCACGCGCUGCGCACACCAGAAUGUUGGUGUUGGAGACUGGCAGCUACUGUGGUGAUCCCGUCACUGUAGUGCUACUGAAACCUAUCACAGGUCGUCGCCACCAAUUGCGGGUGCACUGCAGCGCAGUGGGUCAUACGAUUCUGGGAGACUACACGUACACUAAUAAAGUUGACAGCACGCCACACCGAAUGUUUCUGCACGCCACAAGGUUAAUAUUGCCAUUUCUUCAGGACCCCCUGGACAUACAAAGUCCUGAACCGUUCUUCACUGAUUUGGAGUUCAGCCGUAAAUGGAAACCUGGCAAGAAGUUUUAUAAGUAUAAGACGCAAGAAGAUUUUACUGCCGUUUGUGAUGUUAUUGACAAAAAUUACACUGUGGGUAUCAAAUAUGAAGAGUUUUGUUUUAAAAAAUAAACACAA